Cyphomyrmex costatus is the source of this 2229-nucleotide messenger RNA. RefSeq names its product nucleolar complex protein 2 homolog. Lineage: Eukaryota; Metazoa; Arthropoda; Insecta; Hymenoptera; Formicidae. The transcript has 12 exons. The record is from RefSeq and is a predicted model, not a curated record. Gene Ontology annotation, molecular function: transcription corepressor activity; histone binding. Gene Ontology annotation, biological process: ribosomal large subunit biogenesis; negative regulation of transcription by RNA polymerase II. Gene Ontology annotation, cellular component: Noc1p-Noc2p complex; Noc2p-Noc3p complex; nucleolus. The coding region runs from base 150 to 2066 and encodes 638 amino acids.
CAUUCGCUGGGAUCGCUAGGAUACAUACAUGUGACAAUUGCAAAAUAAAUUUAUAAAUGUAUAUAUUUAACAUUUUUGUGUAUGAAUAAUUUAGUAAAGAAUACAGAGGUUAGUUAAACCAUAAUCAAAGAAAUUUAUAUAUCCUAAAAAUGAAAGUGAAAAAAAUGAAACAGGCACUUAAAAAGUUAUCAGAAGAAAGAACAGUAAGGGCAGUUAUUAAGAAAAAAAAAAUAGAAACAGAUUUGAACAAAUUAACUACAAUAGAAUUCUUUGAACAAGAUUUCAAAAAUAAUGCAGAUAGUGAUGAAACAGAUAAAAACACAGAUGAAGAUAAUGAACAGCAUGAUAGUUCAGGUGACAAUGAUGAUGACAAUUCUUUAGUAGACUUGGAUGAUGGACACAUUUCUAAAGAAAAUUUAGAGAUUACUAGCUAUGAUAGUGAUUUUUCAUUAAAAGAAACCGAAAAUAACUCUAAAAAAGUCACUAUGCAAUUAUUGAAAACUUGGCAACAAGAAAUACAAACUAAUCAAUCAUUUAAUACUAUUAAAUGUAUUAUAGAGGCCUUCCAUGCAGCUUUGAAUGAUGUUGCAGUAUCAUUAGAUGCAUCUACACGAUAUAGAGUAGAAGAAAGUGCAACAUUUAAUAGUGUGGUACAAUUAUGUAUAACACAUUUGCCUGAUGCAUUUAAACAUAUUUUACAACUGGAUGCAGAAUCGCAGAAAAUAUAUAAAUCUAGAAAGUUUGAAAAAAUACAAGAAAUUUUGAAAUUAUACUUAUCUGAUUUGAUUAAGCUAUUACAAAGUAUAGCAUUGUCCAAUAAUGCUGUUCUCACAGUGCUCCUAAAGCAUCUUCAUCAAAUGUUGCCUUAUUUCCAGUCAUUCUCAUAUUUAAUUAAAUCGUUGUUAAAGAUCUUGUUAAAGCUGUGGUCAGCUGCAGAAGAAACUGUUCGCAUUAUAGCUUUUUUAAAUAUCUUGCAUAUUGCAACUAGCAAAAAAUUUGUGCUUGACGAAUUAUUAGAGACUAUGUAUGAGAAAUAUGUGCAAACAGUGAAAUUUGUUUCAUUCGACACAUUACCAGGAAUCAAUUUCAUGAGACAAUCUUUGCUCGAGAUUUAUCUACUUGACCAUAAUACUUCGUACAGUCUUGCCUUUUUACAUAUCAGACAAUUAGCGAUUGAUUUAAGAAAUGCUGUAACAUUAAAGAACAAGAAAAAUCUUCAAGCUGUAUAUAAUUGGCAGUAUAUAAAUUCUUUACGCUUUUGGGCAGAAUUAAUAACCAAGUCAAAAGAUAAAUCAAUGUUGCGAUCGCUGUUAUAUCCCUUGGUUCAGAUUAUUAUAGGAACAAUAAAAAUUAAUCCAACUGCGCAGUACUAUCCAUUGCGAUUUCAUUGUUUAAAAAUGUUAAUAACCAUUUCUAAAGAAACCGGAACGUUUAUACCUAUUUUACCGUUUCUUCUUGAGAUACUGGAAUCUUAUGAUUUUAAUAAAAGGCAUAAAACAGUUACGAUGAAACCUAUAUCUCUUGUUUGCAUUUUGAGAGUAUCGAAAUCACAAUUUAUAGAAAAUGGCUUCAAAGAUAGUAUUAUUGAAACUAUUUAUCAUCUUAUACUGGAACAUGCGGCAAGUGAAAGUCAUGGAAUAUAUUUUCCAGAUCUCUAUGCACCUUGUAUAAUACAGUUGAAAGAAUUUUUGGAGAAAUGUCAUGUGCCAAUUUAUUGCAAGAAAAUGAAAUUACUUCUAAAUAUGAUUGAAGAAAGUAGAAAAUACAUUGAGACUGAACGUGAUAAAGCAACGAUAGACCUAAAAAAUAUGGCAGAGAUUAUAAAUUGGGAAAAUAGAAUGAAGACAGAUGGCACAGCAAUAGCCAAAUUUUAUUCUUCUUGCGUUAAACUUCAUGAAUUCCAAAAGUUUAAACGUCUUACGAAGAACAAGGAAGAAUUUAACGCACCCGUUAGGAGAAAAUCAUUGAAACAUAAAUUAGAUGAGCAAAAUGCAGAAGAUAGUAAAGAAGACGAGUUUAAAUUUCAGAUGAAAAAAACGGGAUUUGAAAUAAAAGCAAACAAAUAAAAAAAUCAAUAAAAAUAAGAAAAAAACAGCCAAUGAGAACUUGAUCAGAAAGAAUACAAGCAUUAACAUAAACAAUGAUGAUUGCAGUUAAAAAUACAAAUAAAAUGACUGGACUCUGGAGUUAACAAUCAAUACAUAUAUAUGUACGUCCAAUAGAUGUUGU